Molecule: messenger RNA, 2016 nt
Organism: Aquila chrysaetos chrysaetos
Lineage: Eukaryota; Metazoa; Chordata; Aves; Accipitriformes; Accipitridae
Gene: FAM43A
Product: family with sequence similarity 43 member A
Exons: 2
Coding region: 279-1367 (362 amino acids)
Source: RefSeq, a predicted model, not a curated record
GCGGCGCAGAGCGGCGGCGGCGGGCGGGCGGCGAGCAGCGCGCCGCCGGCUCGGCGGGCCGCGGGCAGCGGGCGCUCCGCCCUCGGUGCGCGGGGCCUCCCCUCUCCGCGCCCGCGGAGCGCCGGCGCCCGCCUAUAUCUACGGCCGCGGCGGCCCGCCGCCCGCAAGGAUGUGAGGCGGGCGGGCAGCCCAGCCGCCGCCGCCGCCGCCGCCGCCGUGGCAUGCCCCCCCGCGCCCGGAGCCGUCGGCGCGGCGCCUAGCCGCGGCUCCGCGGGGCGAUGCUGCCCUGGAAGCGGAGCAAGGUGGAGCUGGUGGCGGGCGAGGCGCGGCGGCAGAGCAAGCCCAAGGGGUACGCGGUGAGCGUGCACUACUCGGCGCUCACCUCGCUGGCCCGCGCCUGCCCCGAGAGCGCCCUGCACCGCGUGGGCAGCAUGUUCCGCUCCAAGCGGCGGAAAUUCCGCGUGACCAGCGAGGACCCCACGUACACCGUGCUCUACCUGGGCAACGCCACCACCAUCCAGUCCAAGGGCGAGGGCUGCACCGACCUGGCCGUCUGCAAGAUCUGGAGCAAGAGCGAGGCGGGCCGGCAGGGCACCAAGAUGAAACUGACCAUCAGCGCGCAGGGCAUCCGCAUGGCCCACGCCGAGGACAAGGGGCUGCGCCGGCCCGGCCACCUCUACCUGCUGCACCGGGUCACCUACUGCGUGGCCGACCCGCGCCUGCCGCGCGUCUUCGCCUGGAUCUACCGCCACGAGCUGAAGCACAAGGCGGUGAUGCUGCGCUGCCACGCCGUGCUGGUCUCCAAGCCCGAGAAGGCGAAGGCCAUGGCCCUGCUGCUCUACCAGACCUCGGCCACGGCGCUGGCCGAGUUCCGCCGCCUGAAGAAGCGGGACGACGCGCGGCACCAGCAGCAGCAGCUGGUGGGCGAGCAGAGCAUCCCGCUGGUGCCGCUGCGCAAGCUGCUCAACGGGCAGUGCUGCUACAAGCCGCCGGUGGAGCGGAGCCGCAGCGCGCCCAAGCUGGGCUCCAUCACGGAGGACCUGCUGGGCGAGGAGCAGGAGGAGCGGGCCAUGCACUGCGACUGCGAGGACAUCCUGGAGGCGCUGGGCGAGCCCGAGGGCGAGCUGCUGCGCGCCGGCGCCGGCCGCGGCGAGGGCGCGGAGCUGGGCCAGCUCCUCCGCGACCUGGGCGAGCUCAGCCUGGGCAACGACCUGCGCUCGCUGCGCGCCGACCUCCGCGUCCGCCGGCUGCUCUCCGGCGAGAGCACGGGCAGCGAGUCCUCCCUGGAGAGCAACGGCCCGGACGGCGCCGCCCCGCCCUGCAACGGCGCCGAGCAGCCGCCCCCCGGCGACCCCGAGACCGGCUGAGCGCUCGGCCGCGCCGGGGCUGCGCGGUCCCUUCCGGGCGUGCGCGGCGCCGCCGGGGCGCACCGGGGCCCCCCCCCGGGCGCCCUGGUUCCCUGCGGCGCCCCCGCGAGCCGCGGCAUCCCGGGGAGCGGCCGCCGCGCCCCCCCCCGCCCGGUGCCGGUGGCUGCCGGAGCCGGGCCCCAGCCCGCCGCGGCCCGAGCUGGGGAGGCGGCCGCGGGCUGUUUACCUCCGGCUCAGCCCUUGAAGAUCUGCCAAAUUCCUGGAAUAGCUUUCCCCGGGGAGGGCGGCGGGAGGGAGGUGUUGCGCCUUGUUUACAGUCAGAAAUCUCACAUCCGAGAGGGCCCCCCCCCGCCGGUUUCUCCAUUAAAGUCACUCCAUCGUGCUGUCGUGUCCGAGAGGUUUGCACUGUUGUGAAUUUUUUUUUAAUUAUUAUUAUUUUUAAGUUAGACCCUUUUUUUGGGCCCCGGUCCUGUCCCCGGUCUCAAUGCUCUAGAUCUUUUGCUGUGCAAAAGAAGACUCUACUUGUGGCUGUUCACCUGUACAUAGGGAAAUGUAUGCAAAUACAUUUUGUUAUUUUUAAGAACACCACCAUUGCGAUCUCCUCUGUUUGCACAUACGUGAAGAAAAUAAAGAUGACAGUAAUUUAAAA